CAUCACACAAUCACUGCUCAUCGUCUUCCUUCGAUCAACAAAGUAGGGAUGCGCAAAAGGUCCGCCCCCACAUACAUCAGCUCAGGCGAACAUGCAGUCUCAUUUCUCCAUGACGACACCUCCUUUCCUCCUCCUCCUCCUCCCUGCAAGCCUCCUCGGCUGCCCUCAUUCAACCCGCUGACACCACCAGCGACGACAUAAGACGAUGCAAAGUGCAGCCCGGCGGCCAUUUGCAGACCUCGGCUGUUUUUUUAUUGACCCGCAGCACAUUCUAAACGUACCAUUUAGCCACAAAACGACAAAGAAAAACAGCAACAGCAGCAACAUUUGAAAAAUUAGUCGUUUUGCGAGAACAACGUCGUAAUGUUGUGAGGAAAACUAGUGUUGUUUUAAAGUCAACAUGUUAAAGAAAAUAUGUUUUUAUUAAAAAAGUCAUAAUAUGAGACAAAAACAACAAAACAAACAAAACUAAAUUUUUGGAAAAUUUGGUGGGGGAAUUAAGUCAAAAUAUUGUUGGAAUAAAAACAGUUUGAAGUUGCUAUUUUUGUUUAGUUUGAGGAAAUAUUAUAGCAUUAUGGAUAUAAAGUCAAAAUAUGAUAGGAAUAAAGUCAUAAUAUUACAAGAAGAAAAUUUACAAGAAGAAUGUUGUAAUAUUUGCACUUUUUUUUUUUACAAGGAUAAAGUCAAAAUAUUAAGAGAAAAAUUGUAUUUUAGAAAAAAAGAAAAAUGUUGCAAUUUUACAAGAAUAAAUUUUAAUAUUAUGAGGAAAAAAUAAUGUCAUUUUAGGAGCAUAGAAUUGAAAUAUUCAAGAAAAUCUUUUUUUUUUUAAAGUUGAAAUAUUAUGAGAAACAAACAAAACAGCAUGAAGUUGAAGUAUGAAGUUCCCCAAAUUAGUUGGGGGAAAUAUUGUAGUAUUAUGGAUAUAAAGUCAAAAUAUGAUGGGAAUAAAGUCAUAAUAUUACAAGAAGAAAGUUGUAAUAUGUGAAAAAUGGGGGGGGGGGGAAACAGCUGAGAAGAAUAAAGAAUGAAGCGAAAAAAAGGAAAAAGAAAUAGCAUUUUAACGAGAAACAGUUGCAAUUUUACAAGAAUGAACUGUUGAUAUUACGAGGAAAAAUAAUGAAAUAAUAACGAGGAAUAUAUCUUAUUUUUUAAGUCAUAAUAUGAAAAACAAAACAAAAUAAAGUUGUUAUUUUUGGAAAGUAUUACGUAUAUUACGGGAAUAAAGUCCUAAUACCACAAGGAUCAAAUUGACAAGAAGCGAGUUGUGAUAUUUGAAAAAUGAGGUAAAAACAGCUGUCAUUUUACAAGGAAAAAGUCCAAACACGAAGAGGAAAAUAGUAUUUCGACGAGAAAAAAAAGUUGCAAUUUCAGGAGAAUGAACGUGUAAUGUUACGAGGAAACAUAAUGUCAUUUUAGCAGCACAGAGUUGAAACAUUCAAGAAAAAAAUGUGUGUUUUUAUUUUUUCUUGAAGUUGUAAUAUUACGACAAACAAACAAAGCAUUUUUGGAAAAUCAGCGUGGGGAAAAAGUGAGAAUAUUACGGGAAUAAAGCCAUCAUAUUCCCAAGUUAAAAGCAGGUGACAGGGUCCGUGUGUUUAUGUGGGUUAAGACGGGCCAUCUGCUGUUUGGCUGGAAGGGGGCGGGGUCCACGGACGGCGGCGGCCAUGUUUGCACAAAUACGCAGACCGCGGCAAGGCCGCCUCGCCGCUUUUCUGUCGCUGCUCACUUUUGCUUGACAUCCGUCAUCAGGAGAGACAUUUCCCAUCGUCGGAAGAAGGAGUCGGCCGCUAACUUGAUUCGUCUGUGACCCACCCCCGCUAGAAAUGGAUCGGGCCAAGCGACUUAGUUGUUGUACUCCCACUCCACGCCGACAAAUACCAUGCAUGCAUGUCAAUGCCACAUGAAGUCAUGGAUCAUAUGAUGGGUUGUUUGCUCAGUGACAAAUGCAAGGUAUGUUGCGUUGCCAUAUUUACAUCCUCUUUGCCAAUCAUGCACUCCUGUACUGCACAGUGUGCACACAGCACGGGGGGGCUUAUCUUUUACUGCACAUUGAAACAAUACAAUGAACUACUGUAGUUCUUCCUGGGAUAGAUUAUUCAGGGCAGCAAUCUUCCAGUUACGCAGUUUCACUCGAUCACCAUUUUUCAAAAAUACAGCAGAGCCGUUCAUAAAUCUGCUGCUGCUUCCAGGUGACAAGUCUGACAUUUGUUUUCUUCGAAAUGAAGCAUUUUGAAGUCAAUUAGAAAUAUAAGGCAUUCAGAAAACGCAUUGAAAGGGGAUGCGAUGACGUGUAGUAUCGUACACCGGCCACUAGGCGUCACUAUUGUUGCUGUAAUGUUGGCUGAGACACACAAGCACCAGACUCGAUGUGUCCAGCUUUGAAUCAGCUCACAUAAGGUAUAAGGUGUUAGCAUGUAAUGUACUGUAUGUACAUAUACAGAUAAAUGUAGCGUAUAAGGUGUUAGCAUAUACUGUACUGUAUGUACAAAUACAGAUAAAUGUAGUGUAUAAGUUGUUAGCAUGUACUGUACUGUAUGUACAUAUACAGAUAAAUGUAGCGUAUGAGGUGUUAGCAUGGACUGUACUGUAUGUACAUAUACAGAUAAAUGUAGCGCAUAGGGUGUUAGCAUAUACUGUACUGUAUGUACAUAUACAGAUAAAUGUAGCGUAUGAGGUGUUAGCAUGUACUGUACUGUAUGUACUCAUACAGAUAAAUGUAGCGUAUAAGGUGUUAGCAUGUACUGUACUGUAUGUACAUAUACAGAUAAAUGUAGCGUAUAAGGUGUUAGCAUGUACUGUACUGUAUGUACAUAUACAGAUAAAUGUAGCGUAUAAGGUGUUAGCAUAUACUGUACUGUAUGUACAAAUACAGAUAAAUGUAGUGUAUAAGGUGUUAGCAUGUACUGUACUGUAUGUACAUAUACAGAUAAAUGUAGCGUAUGAGGUGUUAGCAUGGACUGUACUGUAUGUACAUAUACAGAUAAAUGUAGCGCAUAGGGUGUUAGCAUAUACUGUACUGUAUGUACAUAUACAGAUAAAUGUAGCGUAUGAGGUGUUAGCAUGUACUGUACUGUAUGUACACAUACAGAUAAAUGUAGCGUAUAAGGUGUUAGCAUGUACUGUACUGUAUGUACAUAUACAGAUAAAUGUAGCGUAUGAGGUGUUAGCAUGUACUGUACUGUAUGUACAUAUACAGAUAAAUGUAGCGUAUAAGGUGUUAGCAUAUACUGUAUGUACAUAUACAGAUAAAUGUAGGGUAUAAGGUGUUAGCAUGUACUGUACUGUAUGUACAUAUACAGAUAAAUGUAGCGUAUAAGGUGUUAGCAUGUACUGUACUGUAUGUACAUAUACAGAUAAAUGUAGCGUAUGAGGUGUUAGCAUAUACUGUACUGUAUGUACAUAUACAGAUAAAUGUAGCGUAUGAGGUGUUAGCAUAUACUGUACUUUAUGUACAUAUACAGAUAAAUGUAGCGUAUGAGGUGUUAGCAUGUACUGUACUGUAUGUACACAUACAGAUAAAUGUAGCGUAUAGGGUGUUAGCAUGUACUGUAUGUACAUAUACAGAGACAUGGUGUAGAUGUCUGGUGUGUGAGAAGUAAAAGAUGAUGUGAAAGAGUGUGAUGUCCUGCCUGAGGGAGAAGAAGAAGGAAAGGAUGGGAGAAGUGCUUCUUCUCAUGGCUGCUGUUAUUUGGUGUAUGCUUUACCCCCGCCGGGGAUGAAGACGCUCUGAUGUUUGUUUAGUGGCCUCAUUCACCCCCCCUCCCUGUUAGUGUAUUUCCAUCCAUCCUUUCAUGCCAUCCUCCAUCUAUUCACACACACACACUGGAAGUAGCGUGUGAUAGCUCCUCAGGCAGGAUGGCUUCUAAUGAAAGCAGCAUGAGUGUGCUAUAGAGGAGGUAGAGUAGAGGAGGUAGAGCGCCGUGAUGGAGCAGCGCAGCACCAGUCUAAAGUGGGACAGCCAAGGGUUAGCGUGAUGGAGGCAGGCCAUGAAGCGCUGCAGGUUGUGGAGAUGUGUGAAGCUGUCGUGGGGAAAGGCGAGCUCAUCAUCACCACCGUGGGAAGAGACUCCGCCUCGCCUGCGUUGGUCACCUCGGGAGCGGGACACCAAUCAGGCCAGGAUGACACGUGGGGGGAGACCACCACGGCCGUCACGGGCACGUCGGAGCGCAGCCUGUCUCAGGAGGACGUGGUGCGAAUCACCAAGGACCUGGAGGACAGCGUGGGGCUGGACUGCCGCCGCUACUUGGCGCUCACCCUGGCCGCGGUCCUGGGCGUCCUGGUGUUACUCACGCCGCCGGCCUUCCUGGUGCUGCCCCACCUGCUGUGGCCAGAGAGGCUGCAGAGCUGCGGCACGGCCUGCGAGGGCCUCUUCAUCUCCGUGGCCUUCAAGCUGCUCAUCCUGCUGCUCGCCGUCUGGGCCCUCUUCUUCCGCACGCCGCCCGCCAGCCUCCCGCGCCUCUUCGUGCUGCGGACGCUGCUCGCCGUCCUGGUGCUGCUCUUUGUGCUCUCCUAUUGGUUGUUCUACGCCGUAAGGAUACUACACUCCCAGGAUGAGAACUACCAGGGCAUCGUGCAGUACGCCGUGUCGCUGGUGGACGCGCUGCUCUUCAUUCACUACCUGGCCGUGGUGCUGCUGGAGCUCCGGCAGCUGCGGCCGCAUUUCUCCGUGUGCGUCACGCGCUCCACCGACGGCCAGACCAGGCACUACAACCUGGGGCAGCUCAGCAUCCAGCGGGCAGCGUUGGCCGUCUUGGAGCGCUACUAUUCCCAUUUCCCCAUCCAUAACCCGGCUUUGCUCUCCGCCUCCAAGUCCCGAGCUGCCAGGCACCUGGCGGGCCUCAAGGUGUACAACGUGGAUGGAGACUUCCCAGCGGCCUCCGCUGAAGGCCCGCUGGGGAAUAACGCCACAGCAGGACUGGGCCACUCCCAGUCCAGAGCCAUGAUCGCUGCCGCCGCCCGCCGCCGAGACGCCAGCCAUAACGAGCUCUACUAUGAGGAGGCGGAGCACGAGAGGCGAGUACGCAAACGCAGAGCCAGGCUGGUGGUGGCUGUAGAAGAGGCCUUCGCACACAUCAAGCACAUGCAGGAGGAGGAGGAGCUGAAGAAAGCUCCAGGAGAUGUGAUGGACCCGCGAGAGGCGGCACAAGCCAUCUUCCCAUCCAUGGCGCGGGCCCUGCAGAAGUACCUGAGGAGCACCAAGCAGCAGCACUGCCACAGCAUGGAGAGCAUCCAGCAGCACCUGGCCUUCUGCAUCUCCAACAACAUGUCCCCCAAGGCCUUCUUGGAGAGCUACCUGACGCCGGGCCCCACCCUGCAGUACGGUCGCGACCACUGGCUGGCUCGCCAAUGGACCCUGCUCAGCGAGGCCUCGGUCACCAGCGGCCUGAAGGACGGGACCGUCUUCCUGCUCAGGUGCGUAGACUUCAGCCUGGUGGUGAGCGUCAAGAAGAUGCCCUACAUCCACAUGUCGGAGGAGUACAUCGACCCCAAGUCCCACAAGUUCGUCCUGCGCCUGCAGUCCGAAACCUCAGUAUAGCUCCUUUUUUCUUACUUUUUAUGCAGCUGCACGCUUUUUUUCAACUUCUGGGAAUUGAUACUGGAUUUGUACGCGGCCAUCAAGUGGACUGUUUCAUACCUCCAUGCCAGGGACACGACGAUUGUGGAACAACAUGGCCUACGUACUGUACAGACAGUACAAAAAUGACUAGUAUUUUUUACACUGAAAAUACAUCAUAAGGUGGUCAUCAUUUAUAAAUACAGCAGGUGCAAAUGUUCAGCAUACACGCACCACUGUUACAUCAUUUUUACAUCUUCGUGUCUUUGCGCUUCACUCGUCACGGUUUUUCCUCAAAACUUUGUUCACCACAGUUGCAGUGAGACGCAAAAGUGAAACUUGUGUAUAACUUCUACACCAGGGGUGUCCAAAGUGCCGGCCGGGGGCCUUUUGCCGCCCGCGGCUGUUUUUUUAUUGGUCCGCAGCACAUUAUGAAAACAUCAUUUAGCAAGAAAACAACAGAAAAAAUGGACAAAUCAUCAGUCGUUUUACCGGAAUAAAGUAAAAAUAUGAAGAGAAAAAAAGAUAUCUAAAUGUCAUGAGGUAAAAUGAUGUCAUUUUAGGAGCAUAAAGUUGAAAUAUUAAAGGUUAUUUUUUAAUGUCGUAAAGUUCUAAGAAACAAAACAAACUAAAAUUUGUUUUCGUUUUUGGAAAAUGAGGUUGGAGGAAAAAGUUAUGUGAAUAAAGUAAAAAUAUUAUGGGAAUAAAGUCACAGAUAUGAGAAGUAAAUUUACAAUAAGAAAGUUGAAAGAGUUGGAAAGUAAAAAAAACCCAGCAGAAACGGAAAAGACACCUGUCAUUUUAUGACAAUGAAGUCCAAAUAUUAAGAGAAAAAAAGUUGGAAUGUUACGAGAAUAAACUUGUAAUAUUAUGUGGAAAAAUAAUGUCACUUUAGUAGCACAAAGUUCAAAUAUUAAAAUAUGAUCCUAAUAGUCCUAAUAUUAUGAGAAACAAACAAAACAACGAAUAAGGUUGUGGAAUAAGUUACAAUGUUAUGAGAAUAAAGUCAAAAUAAUAUGGGAAUAAAGUCAUAAUAUUACAAGAAGAAAGUUCAAAUACUGAGAAAAUGUAAAUAAAAACAACAGCAAAAAUGGGAAAAAAACAGCUCUAAUUUUACAAUAAUAAAGUCAAAAGUCGUAUUCUAAAGAGUUAAAUACUCACAAUUUUACGAGAAUAAACUUGUAAUAAUAUGAGGAUUUUUUAAAAGUCACAAUGUUAUGAGAAACAAACCAAAAAGUGUUGGAAUUUUUGGAACAUUAGGUGAGGAAAAAGUUACAAUAUAAUGGGAAUAAAGUCGUAAUAUUACGAGGAGAAACUUGAAAUAGUCAAAAUAUUUUACUAGAAAAACAUUUUUACAAGAUAAAGAAUCGUAAAUAAUUCAAACGGAAUAAGACAUUGAUGGCUAGGAUGAGCGUAUGGAAGUGAGGUUGUGCGCUACCGCCCCCUGGUGAGCACGGAACAUACUGUACCUACUAUGCUAUGAUGCCAAUGCAUCUACAGAAGUGGGGCUUUUGGCCGAAGGGACGGAGUAAAACGUGAUCAAAGACACAACUCUUGUACAAGCUCAGGUUGAGGUGACCUCUUCUUUAGUGACGUCAUUCCACAAUAUCAUUCCCCCCCUUUUGGGGGUCCCAGAACCCAUUGUUGACAUUUUGUAGAUCUUUUCUUUGAUCUAACACGCUUUUUUUCUAUGUCUCAGCUGCAAUGACAAUAAAGUUUUCAUUGUUCCGGUAGCUCCAACCAUCCCUGCUUUCAUUUUCAAGCUUACUUUGCUCUCAACAGGAAGUGAGUAUCGCAGGUUUUAAUGUGGUCUAAGCAGACAGCAGUUAUUAUCCUGCUGCUUGGCUACUUCUAAUGAUGUCAACGUAAACGCAACAUUCUUUGUCAAAAUGAACACAUUUCAUGUCGACAAAAGCAGGAACUUUAAUAAGAAGAACACAGUGAACCGGGACUUUUGGUCCGCAUAGGAGGGUUGUCAACAUAGAAGGGUUGUCGACAUAAACAGGAUGUCAACAUAGACGGGUUUUUGACAUAAAAGGGUUGUCGACCUAAACAGGAUGUCAACAAAAACAGGUUUUUGGCAUAAAAGGGUUGCCGACACAAAUGGAUUUUCGACCUAAACAGGUUGUAAACAUAGACGGGUUUUUGACAUAAAAGGGAUGUUGACUGAAAUGGGUUGUCGACAUAAACAGGUUGUCAAUAUAGACGGGUUUUUGACAUAAAAGGGUUGCCGACACAAACGGGUUGUCGACCUAAACUGACGUGUUUUUGACAUAAAUGGGUUGCCGUCACAAACGGGUUGUCAGGUUGUCAACAAAAACAGGUUUUUGACAUAAAAGGGUUGCCGACACAAACAGGUUGUCGACCUAAACUGGUUGUCAACACAGACGGGUUUUUCACAUAAAAGGGAUGUUGACUGAAAUGGGUUGUCGACAUAAACAUGACGUCUACAUAGACGGGUUUUUGACAUAAAAGGGUUGUUGACACAAACAGGUUGUCGACCUAAACAGGUUGUCAAGAUAGACGGGUUUUUGACACAAAAGGGAUGUUGACUGAAAUAGCUUGUCGACAUAAACAGGUUGUCAAUAUAGACGGGUUUUUGACAUAAAAGGGAUGUUGACUGAAAUGGGUUGUCGACAUAAACAGGUUGUCAAUAUAGACGGGUUUUUGACAUAAAAGGGUUGCCGACACAAACAGGUUGUCGACCUAAACUGUUUGUCAACACAGACGGGUUUUUGACAUGAAAGGGAUGUUGACUGAAAUAGGUUGUCGACAUAAACAGGUUGUCGACAUAAACAGGUUGUCAAUAUAGACGGGUUUUUGACAUAAAAGGGAUGUUGACUGAAAUGGGUUGUCGACAUAAACAGGUUGUCAAUAUAGACGGGUUUUUGACAUAAAAGGGUUGCCGACACAAACGGGUUGUCGACCUAAACUGACGUGUUUUUGACAUAAAUGGGUUGCCGUCACAAACGGGUUGUCAGGUUGUCAACAAAAACAGGUUUUUGACAUAAAAGGGUUGCCGACACAAACAGGUUGUCGACCUAAACUGGUUGUCAACACAGACGGGUUUUUCACAUAAAAGGGAUGUUGACUGAAAUGGGUUGUCGACAUAAACAUGACGUCUACAUAGACGGGUUUUUGACAUAAAAGGGUUGUUGACACAAACAGGUUGUCGACCUAAACAGGUUGUCAAGAUAGACGGGUUUUUGACACAAAAGGGAUGUUGACUGAAAUAGCUUGUCGACAUAAACAGGUUGUCAAUAUAGACGGGUUUUUGACAUAAAAGGGAUGUUGACUGAAAUGGGUUGUCGACAUAAACAGGUUGUCAAUAUAGACGGGUUUUUGACAUAAAAGGGUUGCCGACACAAACAGGUUGUCGACCUAAACUGUUUGUCAACACAGACGGGUUUUUGACAUGAAAGGGAUGUUGACUGAAAUAGGUUGUCGACAUAAACAGGUUGUCGACAUAAACAGGUUGUCAAUAUAGACGGGUUUUUGACAUAAAAGGGAUGUUGACUGAAAUGGGUUGUCGACAUAAACAGGUUGUCAAUAUAGACGGGUUUUUGACAUAAAAGGGUUGCCGACACAAACAGGUUGUCGACCCAAACUGGUUGUCAACAUAGACGGGUUUUUGACAUAAAAGGGUUGACCAAAAUGGGCUGUAGUUUUGUGUUUAAUGUUGAAAAGCGGGCCGUGUUUGCUUGUUUGUAGACUAUAUCGUGGGCCCCGGGGCCUGACUUUGGACCACGCUGCCGUCGUGGUACUACAUUCUUUUUCCUCGUAGCUAAAAUGUUUGGUGAAGUUGAAAAGGUGGCACUUUGUGCGUCGCUGUGUUGUCACAACAGCAUGUUUGGACCUUGAAUGAAUGUGAAAAUGAAGCCCAUCACUUGAUUGUCCGCCUGUCACACCUCAUCUGUCGUCGGCUUCAUCGUCCCGUCCUCAUUUGGCCGUCUCCUCCGUGCAGGUCCAGGAUCAGGCUGAGGAAGGGAAAUGAACAUUUGCAUGCAAAUGGAAAGCUUGUCCGCUCCUAUUUCUUCGGUAAUGACUUGGUUAUGUGCUGAUGGAUGCGUCUCCUGCUGCUUCAUCUUCUCCCACAGCACUCUGAUUGGAUUCCUCUUUGUCUCCUGGCCCACUUCACACGCCCACCAAACUGCAGUAUUGCCUCAUUUGGAGUCCCGGCCAUCAAUGCCAAUCAUUUUAUUCAGGCUGAAUGAAUAUUAUUGUGCAGUUCAACUUGGAAUUGUGACCAAUAUACACACACAUGUAUUUCUUCAAUCUGGUCUUUAAAUCAAAGGUUUUACCAGCGAGGGCCACAUAGUGAAAAAUGAAAGGAUGCAACUUACAUAUUUUGUAAAAUAUGCUAAAAAAUGAUAUUUGCUUCAAGAAAUAAUUUUAUUUAACUUUUUUAAACUUUAUUCCCAUAAUUAACAAAAACUUUAUUCCCAUAUUAUAACUUUUUCCCCAACCUAUUUCGGUUUUAAACAGAAUGAACAAGGUGAGCGCAUGAACUCCGACGACCGACACGGACAGUUUUCUCAGCUGGGAUGGAGGUGCUCGGGCAACGGCGCCUUCGUCCUGGCAGUCAACGCUUACUGAGGCUUUUGGUCGGCAAAGAUAAACAAAACAGUGCAAAAUGGUGCACACUCACAGACAGUGUCGCUCGCUACAUUUCGAAAGAACCAUUCAAUACGGUUGUAGAGCAUCAAUUUGAAACAACAUACGUACAGGCAACUUGUGUGCCUAGCUAAAGCGGCUCAAGUGCACUAUACUUUAAUACCAUCUAGUGGUGCAAAUGUGAAUUACACCUCUCAUGACAAUAAUGAAAAAAUGGUCUCAAAAAACGUUGUCGAUAAUAUCCAUUAUCGACAAUAAUGUGCAGCACAAUUAUCGACCAGUAAAAUUUGUUAUCGUGUUUUUAUUUUAUUAUUUUUUUCCCCCAAUUAUUUCAACUUUCUUCUUGUAAAUUUUCUUCUCAUUCAUUCCCAUAUUUUGACUUUAUUCUCGUAACGUCAUAACUUUCCCCCCAACCAAAUUUUCCAAAAAUUACAACUCUUUUUGUUUUGUUUUUUUUCCAAAAAGUAUAUAUUUUUUUUUUAAUAAUUCAACUCUAUGCAACUAAAUAAAUUUUUCCUUAUACUACCAGUUUAUUCUCUUAAAAUUGCAACUUUUUUUGUCUUAAUGUUUUGACUUUAUUUUGUAAAAUUAUUGCUGAUUUUUCCAUUUAGGCUGCUGCUACUGUUGUUUUUCUUAGUUUUCUUGUUAAAUGAUAUUUUAAGAAUGUGCUGCUGGCCAAUUAGAAAAGACGGCAUAAAUGGCCCCACGGCCACACUUUGGACAGCCCUGUUUUAACCACAUACGCUAGCCGAAGGUAGCGUUCUUAAAAAAAAAAAGUCAUUUGGAACGAGUUGCAUCCUGUCCCUUUCAGGCAGGGGUCUCAAACUCAACUCAGCUGGGGGCCGCAUCAGGAAUUCUACUAGGAUAAUCAACAACUUUGUUAACUGGAAACACGUACUUUGAGCAAAUGUGCCGCAAGGCAUGCUGGGUGCAGGGCAUGACUCCCGUUGCUGGAAGUGCUUCCAGCUUCCUGGCAUGCCUCAUCAUCAUCCUAACCCUUUGAAAGACGUUAAUAUUUACUGCAUGGGCGCAGUCAUGCGGUGUUUACAAUUCAUGCUCUCACAAAUGCGUUAUUUCUCAGCAGCACACUUGUGAUUGCCCAGCUGGUACUUGGAAGAGAAUGCUCCAUGGCACGCACUGCAACGCAACACUUUCUCGCCGGUGUGUCGUCGCAUGUGUGUUUUCAAAUACUGAUUUCGUCUAAAACCUUUACCGCAGACUGAGCAGGUGAAAGGUUUCUCGCCAGUGUGUUUCCUCAUGUGUAUUUUCAAAGUAUCAUUUUGCACAAAAGCCACACCGCACACUGAACAGGGAAAAGGUUUCUCUCCGGUGUGUAUCCUUGUGUGCGCUGUCAAAUUGGACUUUUCCGAGAAGGGUUUACCGCAAACUGAGCACACGAAUGGUUUUUCUCCUGUGUGGACUCUCAUGUGUUUUUUCAAACUAUCAUUUUGUACAAAAGCCACUCCGCACACUGGACAGGAAAACGCCUUCUCACCCGUGUGUGUUUUCAUGUGUCUCACGAGUGUUGUUCGGUCAUAAGAGCCUCUGUUGCAGAUUGAACAGGAAUAUGGUUUUUCUCCAGUGUGUAUUCUUGUGUGCGUGGUUAAGUUGGACUUUUGAGAGAAGCUUUUACCGCAGACUGAACAGGUAAAAGGCUUCUCUCCGGUGUGUGUUCUCGUGUGGAUUUUCAAAUCUUGAUUUCGUCGACAACUUAUACCGCACACUGAACAGGUAAAAGGUUUUUCUCCGGUGUGUAUUCUUGCGUGUGUUGUCAAACUGCCUUUCUGAGUGAAACCUUUACCACACACUGAGCACACAAAGGGUUUCUCUCCUGUGUGGGUUCUCACGUGCCUUUCCAAGGUGGACUUGUUGACAAAGGUUUCGUCGCACUGAGAGCAUUUCCAGUGUGUGUUGUCAGCUUUAGAGUCUUCAUCAUCAGUGUCGGGAGAGUGUGACCACGUGUCGUCGCCGUCUGACAGUGGAGCCGAGAGGUUGUCUGCUUCAUCAGCGUCUGUCGUCACGCGUUGAGUCGAGCUGCUGCUCGGAGGCUCCACCUCCUCAUCCUCACUCUUCACAUGGACAACAAUCACUGGGAACUCCUCCAGUCCUUCAAGAUGCUCUCCCUCCUGACUGUUGCGGUGAUUCUCCUCUUCUUUAAUGUUGGGGGUCUGUGGCUCCCCUUUUUCCAGUUUAAUAUGGGGGGGCUGUGGCUCCCACUCUUCCUCUUUAAUGUGGGGCAGCUGUGGCUCCCCCUCUUCUUCUUUAACGUGUGGGGGCUGUAGCCCCUCCUGCUCCACCCUGCAGCCCCGUUUCUGCUGCUCAGGGGGAAGACCUUCCUCACAGACAUCUGCAGGACACAAGAAGACAAAAUGCAUGCUGUUGUCACGUGCCUGCCUUUGCAGUACACACCACCAAAAUAGAUUUGAAAUCAUCCAUAAAUAAAUAAGCAUGUGAUUGAAGUGUAGACUUUGGCCUUUAACGGAAGAGGAUUGGUAAAAUAAAAAAUAUGUCAGCAUGUGAUGGGGUGAGUAGUGGCUGAUUUGCAGUCAGCUCCCGCGGCACACAGAGCACAGUGGAGCCCUCCACAUCCAUGAGUCACGCGCAACGCCACCAGGGUGGAUCCCCUCCCGUUUUACAGAGCGGAAUCUAAAACAUCAAUGUUUCUUAAUCUUCAUUAAAUGACUACUCAUUACACUCAAGCCUCAUUGGGACUCGCUCACUUACCUGUCAGGAUGUCCUAACUUGUGAUGGCAGAACGAUGUGUGAUAAAUGAAACAAGUAGUCCUAACGACAAGACAAAAGGUGGAGGCUGGAGGCAGUCCGGAUGUAAUUAUUACGCUGUCUAGACUUUGAGAGGAGCUCAAAAUAAAAAAGUUAUUUUAUUGUGAUAAAGUGAUGGCCAAUGAAAUGAAAUAGACUAAGAAUCAAGUUUAACUGCAGGUCCAAACUCACUUUUUUGUCUCGCCUAUGGAGUUCGGCUUUUUUUCCCGACAGCAUCUGUUACAACUUCAGAUGCAAAUUAGCCAGUGACGCCAUGGAGGGAGUUCUAGCGCAGCCAAUAGCUAUUUUUCUGACUGAGGCGUUGGCAAGCGUGGACAUGCAUUAGACGCAUGCGCGAUGAUGUCAAUAACAACCCGUCGACGAAUGAAUUAGUGUUGGCUUCAUUUUGGUGUAGUCAUCGACUACCAAACAUGCAACCAUACCUUCAAUGUGUACCACAAUUUGAGUCUUGCUAACAGCUUCCGGCUGUUGUCGCGCCUUCUCCUCCUUUGUUUGACAAAGUUCCUCUUCGUACGACGCCAUCGUCAAUAUUUCACCGGGGGCCUCCAUAAGCCGUUCCUUCGCCAACUAUUUCAGCACUUGGAAUUUUUUUUAAACUCGAUAACACUUCGCGGUCGUGCUUUGUCUCGAAGCGUUGCUGACUUCCGCCUUUACUUCUUCGAUGGUGGUUUUACAGCAGCUAUCAGUCAUGGCCUCACACUGCUGCCAUCUUGCGGCGGUAUUGAAGACUGCUGAAGAGGCGCUGCAAAAAGGUCAGUUGCUAUAACAAUAAUAAUUCUGUAACAAUGACACAUUGUGAGAAAAAAGUGCAUCUCAGCUUUGUCAUACAGCUGAAAAGAUAUCUAAAUGUCUACUUCACUCUUUGCUCUUUUUUCACUUGUUUUUGCAUUCCCAUAAUAUUGUAACCUUGUCCCCAUCCUAAUGUUCCAAAAAUGACAACUUUAUUUACUUUUGUGUGUCUCUCAUAAUA
Molecule: messenger RNA, 13919 nt
Organism: Dunckerocampus dactyliophorus (ringed pipefish)
Lineage: Eukaryota; Metazoa; Chordata; Actinopteri; Syngnathiformes; Syngnathidae
Product: vang-like protein 1
Exons: 7
Coding region: 3974-5536 (520 amino acids)
Biological process (GO): multicellular organism development
Cellular component (GO): plasma membrane
Source: RefSeq, a predicted model, not a curated record